AUGUCAAAAUUAAAUUAUGAUAAUUUUGAAUUUUUAUUGUGUAGUGUAAUUGAAAAUCCUUUGGUACAAUGGUCAAAAUUUAUUUCACUAGACGGGAAAAUAAAGCGAGUAAAAGACAAUUUACUAAAAAACGAUCGAGUAAUCGAAGUAAUUGGGAAAAGCGAGCGUAGUAACAGCAAAGAUUACAUACCGACUUCGCUGAUUUGUCCAGCAGAUCCCGAAGCUUCACUAGAUAUAAAGCUACCGGUUCUCGUGCUGGUCUUGAAAAAUCUUAAGCUCGAAGGGAAAAUCGAAUUCCAGAUUAUCGAUGAGUGCAAUUGCCGACGUCGUUUCGUCCUCGUGGCUAACACAGCACGUGAAAAAAUACAAAAGAUAACGGCAACAACAGCAUUUAUUCCUUUGGUACUUGCAGAUAAUUGGAAUAAAGUUGAAAUAAAUUUAAUUACUUUGUGCAAAGGCGUCUAUUCUACCGAUUAUAAGUCAUUUCAACGCAUUGUAUUGCAUCCUAAUUUCCGUUUUCGUCGUGUUUAUUUACAUGAUCAUCAUUAUCAGGACAAUGAUGACGCUAUCGGUGAACUUUACCAGGCACUAACUGAUUUAAAUUCAUUUAAAAAUAAAAAAAAAUCAAUUAAAGAUGAAUCUUCUCAAACGCAACCAAUAAUUAUCAAUUCUAAGCCAAAGAUUAAACUUAAAAAACGUAAAAAAUAAUUUAUUUGUUACGUUAAGU
Messenger RNA from Microplitis mediator, 727 nucleotides. Its product is annotated as cilia- and flagella-associated protein 20-like. Gene Ontology annotation, biological process: cilium assembly; positive regulation of cell motility; regulation of cilium beat frequency involved in ciliary motility. The record is from RefSeq and is a predicted model, not a curated record. NCBI's taxonomy places the organism in Eukaryota, Metazoa, Arthropoda, Insecta, Hymenoptera, Braconidae. The transcript has 2 exons. Gene Ontology annotation, cellular component: ciliary basal body; motile cilium. Bases 1 to 708 code for a protein of 235 amino acids.